AUGAAGUUUUAUCGUAACUGUCCCAUUUUCCGAGGAAAGUGUCGUGCUCAAAAGAGUAUAAAAGUAAGAGGUGAUGACGAAGGGGGGCAUUUGUGGAAGUUAUGGGCAUCAGAAAGACAUGUCGAAACUGAAUUAAUGGACCAGGUGCAAGACACUACUAGGUGUACACUGGCUACCUCGCGAGACGUACAGGCAUCAUUAGAAGCUUUAUCACUAAGUGAUGUUGAUGUGGCUGAAUUUCACACGUUCGAACAAUCCUCUGUUGAAAAUUCAGAAAGAAGUUACUAUAGCAUCAACAAUGAAAACAAAGGCACUAGUUAUUCAGCAGCAAGUUUUUCUGGAUAUGGGGAUCCGGAGACAGAUGAACGUCCUCCAGACAAACAAACAGGAAUGAUUGAUGCCUCAAGAAAGCAAUUAGUUCAUGAAAGAAUCCCAUUCCAUUCCUCUGAAGCAAGACAGACGGAACAAUAUAAAGUGGAUACCAGAUGCACACAUGAAAAUUCAUCUCUGAUACAUUCCCAGCGUGUCAUUGCAAACAGGCGUCUUCGGUCUAAAGAAAGUCCAAUAUCAACUGGAACCUCUUUCAACACCAACUAUGCUUCGAGACGCUGUGAAUCUGACAUGCCAACACGGUCUCUUUCAGCACAAAAAGUAAUGGCAAGUGAAAUUGUUGCUGCUCGUAAGAAAACCGUUCACCUGAAACCAUUGGAUGUCGGAUUUGCUGAUGACCCUCGUGUACCUACAGAAUACGAUGGGGAGUCAUUAGGAAAACAAUUGGAUGGAUUUUGCACACAAUAUCCUACAAUGGCAUUACCUGGCCAUGAGUACUCAUUAAAGGUAUUUAAGUACGAAGAAGAAUAUUACUCAACAGACAGUUCCACACUGUGGAUCUUGCAAGUACUGGAAAGAUUUACAGGCAAUGCGAGAAUUACCGGAACACUAGUCCCAAGACCUCCACAUAUACCCAUUAAUGGAUUAUAUCAUUCCUUUAGAUCUACAAUCAGAUUAAGUGGGGGGAAAUGGAAACGCCUCUCUACAUUGAAUGAUUUGUCAACAAAGAGGACACUGGGGCUGUGCCUUUCUGAUAUAUUUUACACAAGAAAUGCUAUAUCAGAUACCUUCAAAGGACUGUCUAUCGCUAAAAGACUCGUUGAAGUAUUCACGGGCGGAACUCGGAACCAUGAGCUUAAUGUGAUGGAAUUUAAAAACCAGUACUACACCUUGGAAAAUAGAAAACUUUGGAUUUUAAAACAUGCCGAGAAAGCUUUGGAAAAUUUUAAUAUCACCGGGAAUGUAAAACUAUCUAUGGAUUAUUUAUUGUUUGAUAAUUUCACCACGAAGAAUAUCAGAAACGUCGAUAUCAAUUUGACACAUGAUAUGCAUACAGAUGAAGAAAGAUUUAUUCUACAAUAUAUUCUGAAUUCUUAGGUUAAAUAGCGAGUAAGAUUACACCCGAGUCCAUGGCCAGAUACAACUUGUGUACGACAAAAUGCAUUCUAUUAUAUUUAUAUCAAUUGUUGGAUUAUAAGAUUGCCGUAUUGUGAGUUGAUGGAAGGAUACUUCGAUAUACUUAUAGCGUUGUUGUGAUAUUGAGAAUUUAGGAUAAAGCAGAUCUACUUUGUGAACAAGUUUUAUACGCAGCAUGAGGACGAAUCUCGAUACUAUCGAUAUAACAAGCACUGCAGUGAGACUGGGAUUACUGCUUUACAUGUAACUUAUUCUAAUUGAACAGAUAUCAAACCAAUACAUACCUCCAAAGUACCUUCAUAUUUGACAGAGACAGUACUUAAGAUGCUGAAAGCUGGUGUUGCUGAAAUUACUUAGAUGUCUGACAAGACUGUCCUGUUGGUGAAUGAUGACUAAUUUCUCAGACGUUUUCCGUGUGUACCUGUUUAUCUAUCAUCAGUGUCGCACGUUUCUCCAUCGUCAACUUCCCAUAUCUAUGUAAUGGUAUUCCAAUUUCACCUGCAAAUGGUGUUUAUGUCUGUCGACCAACUGAUUCAAUAAGCAAGAUCUUUUUUGCGUAUGAUAAGUUUUUAAAUCGAAACAAACAACUUAAUUUUAAAGAGGUUUCAGUCCUCUCGUUUAAAGUCAGCAUUUUACAAAUUUUAUCGUCAUUAUAACGAUUUAGUUUGCCAAUACACCUUGUCAUUGCGUCAAAUGGUGUCUGACGUGUUACAUACCAAUUGUUAGGGCGUUCUUUGCACACUGAUUUUAAUUUCGUUUACCUGUUGCAUCCCUGGGCGCUAUGUAGUCUUAAGUAUUUGUUGAACUUUACAUAUGAAGCUUGUGACAUCUUUACGUGAGUGAAAAAUUCCGAAAUGGGAUGUAAGACAACACACAAAUGAAUAUAAAUGUAAAUAGCUUUAUUUAGUAGUAGUAUAUUACAGGGGUUCGUGUUUGCCCAACUAUCACAAUAACACAUGUUAAAGCACGUUUGAACAAGCUAAUAAUAAUUUAUUAAUAAUGAAUAGCAUGGCAACAGAAACUGAGUGUUACAGUACAUAGUCUUUGACAAACUGUCCAUAAUGUUGCAUAGUCAAAAACGAUUUUUAUAAAGAACUAUAUCAAUACAUUAUCUGGAUUGUGUAUACGAAACUACUCGUAUAUUUAUAACCCAUAUAUAAGCAUUAAGCUUAUAUAGGCGCUAUAUGCUGCCUAAUCCUUAUCAUGUUAUACAUAAUAGGAUACUCUUUAAAUCAAAAUAUAUCUAUCCUAAACGUAUUUUGCAAUUGUCAACCCCAGAAAAAUAUAUUGUCAGCAGGACCACUUUAACAUUGAUAUUUAAACCCAAUACUGACUAAACUACAGUGCAUAUGUACUUUACUAUAGAACCUUAAUCAGUUUGAGGCAUUCUGGUAAACUAUAAGAAUAUUUUUAACAUCUUCACAUGCAGCAACAAUCUAUUCUGUUAAACCCUAUCAAAGCUCUAUGUAGAUGUAGUCUGUAAAAUCAAUAAUCUAUUGGCAGAGAGCCAAAGUCACCACAUUCCUUGUGUAUCGUACCAUGACUAUUUCUUAUCUAUACACGCUUGUUUCACAGGAAGAUCUGCGCCUAUAUUGAAUCUCAUAAUCAUAUUAAAACUAAAAGCCAAUCAAAAUAGUAUUUGAUAAAUGACCAGAUUGAAAUCUUAUUCACUCAACGAUAUAUAAUGAUUUUGCGGAACAUUAUCAUAUCUGUUGAAUAUGUCAUAUACCAACGACAUUGCAAAUCUCUAUUGUGGCUUCUUAUCUCGCCUUUGAAUAUAUGCAAGCAUAAAUCUUUCUUUAUCUGUAUGUACAUGUACAUCAAUACUCCAAUUGAUUUUGACGUUUUCGACACCUUUCGUGGUAAAGCUAUGAAACAUUAUAUAAUCCAUUGAAAUUUUUACAUUUCCGGUGACACUUAAUUUUCCCAAAACUUUCUCAGCAUGUUUUAAAACCCACAGCUUCUCAUUUUCCAAAGUAUAGUAUUUGUUUUCAAAUUCCAUAACACUAAGCUCAUGUGCCCGAAUUCCGCCUGAGAAGAUUUCAACGAGUGCCUUGAUGAUAGAGCUCCCAUUCAAAGUGUCCUGAAUGGAACUUGUUGUGUAAAAUAUAUCAGAGAGAGACAGCUUUGGUUUUUCCUUUGUUGUUAACAUUUUCAAUGUGUUUAGACUUCUCCAUCUUGUCCCAUGUAGUCUUUCUGCUAACUUCAAGGAGUCACGCAGUCGAUAGCGUAAUAUGUUUGCAGGUAUCUGUAUUACUGAACCGGAAAUUCUUACACUAUUUAUGUAUCUUUGAAUUAUUUGCAUAAACCACAAUUUUGAUAUUUCCUCUGAAUAAUAUUGUCCCUGGUAUUCAAAUACAUCCAACGAAAGCUCAAUCCCGUCAAUGCAUAAUGUGUCAAAAAGUGGACACCAUUCAUCAAGUUUUCCCCCACAGGACUCCCCGUCGAAUGAUAUAUACACAGUAUUCUUAAUAGCGAAACCGAUAUCCAAUGGUUUCAGAUGGACAAUUGUUUUACAUCUUGCAAGACUUUCGCUUGAUAGUUUUUCUCGUGUCGAAGCAGAUCGUACUGAUCUUACAGUUUCAGAUUCACACGAUCUUGGAUCAUAAUUAGCCCUAAGAGGGGCUCCAGUUGCUGUCGAAAUAACGUGAGAUCUGGUACUUCUGUCCAGAAUUCUGCGCCUUGUUUGUUCCAUGGAUGAAUUUUCACUUGUGUAACUGUCAUCCAUUUCUUCACGAUUCACUUUUCUUUCACAUAAAUUUACUGGGCCUCUUCUGUAACUAACACUCACACCUGUAGCACUACUUUCAGUACUGGAUUUACCUAUGUAAUGGGCUUCUUUUCUGGGAUACAAGUGUUUAAAUGAUUCAGAUGUUGCAUUUGUCAAAUUACUACCAUAGCUCCGGUAGCCACUGGAAGAUACGUCUUUGUGUUGGGGUUCUGCUGUUGGCUCCAAGGCUUGACAAGAUUUCGUAUCUAAAUAUCCCCUGCUUCCACUGGCAGAGCUAUAGCUGCGGUAACUGCUUUGUGGACGUCCAAUAGAAGAACCUGCUGAAUCUUGAACUUCCGGUACAUCAUGAUCAUUUACAUAAAGCCCAUAUGAGGGCACUUCUUUCUUAAUUUUCCGUAUAUCCGUACUAGUAUCGUGCUUCUGGUCCACUGAUUUAGGUCCAGCACUUCCAUCUGAUGUCUCCUCUUCGUUGUCCCUUACUCUGAUGUUCGAUUGAACAUAACGCUUUUUCCAGUUUAUAGAAGACAUAGCCUUGGCUGCAAUUUUUUCACAUUGUCCUAACGAUUGGAGUUUUCAUAAAUAUCCAAAGUCGGCGUUUGUCAGGAGUCUCAUAUAAUUUCCCUUUCUUUGUGACACGUAUUGUUGGAAGAUCAUUUAUACUACAUUUUCCACAUAGAAUGUUAUCAAGAGUUUUUACAAUUAAUGUAUCGGCGUGGUCUUCUGUAACCUCAUACGAUUUGAAAUGGAGUCCUGGCUAAAAAUAUAUAUUUGAUGGUAAUAGCAAUGGUAUUGUGUUCAAAACGAAACUAGAUUUUUUCCAAGAAGUGGAUUUAUGCAUGCAUAAACAAGGGUACCUGAUUUCAGAAAAUGGUUUUCGAUCUAGAUCACAAAGGUAUUUAAUACGUUGUGCAUGGCUGUUUUUUUGUUGUUGUUUUUUUUACUUAUUCAGGGAAUUCAAAAGCACUACGUAUCGUAUAUCGGUAAAAGUAUGGGCGUUAGAAAUAAAAAUAAAUAAAUCGUAAAUAGAAGUGUUGAAUUGUCCAUUGUUUCAAAACACUUACAUGAGCUGAUGGGAAUUUGUACCAUCAAUGAUAUAAGUAUAAUGUAAAGGGUUGUUUAAAAAUCGUGACAUAAUAUCGCCAUCUUUGUUUCCAUACUGUGGGCAAAGUUUUCACAACUAGAUUACUAGUGGUAUUAUUUUGGACAUUAGUAUGAAUUUAUUUUCGGGCAUAUCAGAAAAAAAUGCAUUUUCUUGAUAUUAUUUCUGAAAUUAAUCUUUAAAAACAGAGAUUGUUUCGGUGACCCGGACAACCCACAGAAAACGUAAGAUUCCCCACCGGUUUUUAUCUUUAUCAUUUCACCCCUUCCCUAUUUAAUUUCCUGAAUGUAUUUGAUAACCGACAUAAUGUGCACACCAUAAACAAACGUGUCAGCUAUUUAUUAUCUGCCAUCGUUCUCUUUUUUCAAUCUAUUCCAUGUUGUGUCUGUGACUCUUUCUUUCAUAAUAUUACAUUUAAUCCUGCUAAUUCUUAGAGUAUCUUUGUAUUUGAUUUGUGACGCCUCAUCCACGAACUUUACAUGCUGUUUAGAGACACUCUUUUGAAUACAAUGAUUAAAACAUUGCUUUAGAUGCACCAUAUUGGUUGUAUACUGUUUAACGUUCCGCUCGUAAAUCUAUCACUCGUAAGGAGACGUCAAUAAUAACGGUGAAGGGCUGCAAAAUUUAGACCUACAUGUAUGCUGGGUGCAUACAGCCUUUGAACAGGGGGGAUCUUUAUUGUGCCACACCAACUGUGACACAGGACCUUGGUUUCUGGGGUCUCAUGCGAAGAACCACCCAAUUUAGCUGUCUCUUACGACAAGUAAGGGGUACUGAGGAUCUAUUCUAAACCGGAUCCCCACGGGAAGCACCAUGUUUGUAAAUAAGGAUCAGAAAACUGUCUAACAAUUUUGUCAGAAACUGUCAAACUAGGAACUCUUCCAAAGGAGGUAGAAACAUUUGUUUAUAACAAGUAACUGUAAGUACAAUUGUGGUAGAGCAUCCUUACCCGUCUGGAAUGAUAAAAUGUUUAAUUUAUAUUACUACAUGUGUUCAGUGUUUUUAAUUUUACGAUAAAUAAUAUCAGCUUAAUAUGUGCAAUAAAUACACAAACAGGUUUCCAUAGUUGGUAUUGAACAACUUUUAAUAUUUGAGUAUUUCCCUUAUGGCCAGCUAUAGUUUAGGUUGGUUACGGAUUGUUUUUCAUGGUUCAUCGGUUCGUUUCUUAAUUAUUGGUCACAUGAAAGUUCUUGGUCAGUGUAAGAUUCAGUUUGAAUUUAGAAAUUGAAUUGGGCAGUUGUGUCAUACUUUAGUUGAAAACUUUGGACAUUUGGACUUACAGACUACAAUCUACUAAUCGGAUAUACACCAGAUCUACACAUUACUAUAGAUCCAUCCGGAUUCUAAUACCACAUAUUUGGUAAGAGUGUGUUAUGUAUUGUUUAGGUGGUGUUUGAUAUGUUUGUCUUACCAUUAUAUGCUCUGGAUAGGUUCUUAGUUUAAAUGCAGAAUAUUAAGUAAAUUUGAUUAAUUAUGAUUUUAUAUUAAUGAUGUGAUCUGAUGAAGAAAAGACAAUUCUAUUUAUGUGAUUAAUGAAGAUUAAUAUGGAAUUAUUUCUUUGUCAUGUCUGCCCGUGAUUUUAUGUCGUGUCAUAUGUAAUGUGUGCAUGUUUAAUAUUUGUUAUUACUUGUUGUAGAAUCUUUUGGAUGAUAUUUAUCGGAUAACAUUUGGAUGAUCUGUGAAUUAUGUUAUUCUGAGCGAUUGUGAUAAAUAAACCUUGUGACCGGUAUACUUGUUUGAGUUAUCACCCGGUAACACAAUCAUUUUCUGAAAUCAAUAAUCUACGUGUAUACAUGUCUAUACCCACUUCUCGGGAAACCCUGCUUUCGGUUUCAUUUUAUACAAGAUUUUUUCAUGCAAGACAUAUAUUGGAUUAGCUAGUAUGAAUUUGUUUCGUUUUCAUUCAUAGAUAGAAACUUAUAGAUUGUGAUAGACUAAAGUAUGGAAUUUUUAUUAGCACCGUCAGAUAUAUAUUUCAGUCAAGACUCCAUUUCAAAUCGCUUUGGAGUUUCCACACGUCAUUAUAAUAAAUCAAUUGGAGAGACUCUCGACGAUAUUUUACGUGGACAAUGUAGCAUAAAUGAUAUUCCAACCAUCAGCGUCGUCAGUAAAAGAAAUGUAUGGGUAACUGCUGACAACCGCCGACUUUGGAUAUUUAAGAAACUGCAAACAUUAGGAAAAUGUGAGAAAAUUACAGUCAAGGCUACGUCUUAUAUAAACCCGAAAAAGUGUUGUGUUCAACCAAAUAUCAGAGUAAGAGGCUACGAAGGGGGGUAUUUGUGGAGGUCCUGGGCAUCAGAAACGCAUGUUGGAACUAGAUUGAUGGAACAAAUGCAAGAUACUACUAGGUGUACACAGACUGUCUCGAGAGAAGUGCAGGCAUCAUUACACAGUUUCUCACUAAGUGGUAUUGAUGUGCCUGGAUUUCAAACGGUGGCACAAUUUUCCGUUCAAAAUUCUGCAAGGAGUUACCACAGCAUUCAUAAUGAAAACAAAAGCUUUAAAUAUUCAGCAGCGACAUUUUCGAAACUUGAUGAUCCAGAGAACGAUAUAUGUCAUCAGGACAAACAAACAGGGACGAGGGCUGAUUCAAGAAAUGACAUGGUUUACGAAAGACCUGCACACCAUACUUCUCCAAGACAACAAGCGAGACUGAACGAUAUGGAUACCGUAUACACAAGUGAAAUGUUUACUCUAACACAUCCAAGGUACACCAUUCCAGACAGUAAUCAUCUUUGUAAAGAAAGCUCGAUAACAAAUGAAGCCCUUCCCAACACCAGCUAUGUUGAUGACCGUGAAAAAAUCGUUCACCUGAAACCAUUGGAUGUUGGAUUUGCUGAUGACCCUCUUCUCACACCAUACGAUGGGGAGUCACUAGGAAAACAAUUGGAUGAAUUAUGCACACAGUAUCCUACAAUGACAUUACCUGGCCAUGAGUACUCAUUAAAUGUAUUUAAGUACCAAGAAAAAUAUUACUCAACAGACAGUUCCACACUGUGGAUCUUACAAGUACUGGAAAGAUUUACAGGCAAUGCGAGAAUUACCGGAACACUAGUCCCGAGACCUCCACACGUUUCCAUUUCAAAUGGACUACAUAAUUCAUUUAGAUCUAUAAACAGAAUAAAUGGGGGGAAAUGGAAAAGCAUCAUUACAUUAAAUAGAUUGCCACAAAAAGGACGCGAAAUAUACUGCUUUCUGAUAUAUUUUACACAACAAAGGUUAUACCAGAUACAUUCAAAGGACUGUCCAUUGCUAGGAGACUUGUUGAAGUAUUCACAGCCGGAUCUCAGGAUUAUGAGCUUAAUGUGAUGGAAUUUGAAAACCAAUACUACACUUUGGAAAAUAAAAAGCUGUGGAUUCUAAAACAUGCCGAGAAAGCUUUGGAAAAUUUAAAUAUCACCGGGAAUGUAAAACUGUCAAUGGAUCAUAUAAUGUUUCAAAACUUUACCACUAAAGGUAUUACAACCGUCAAUAUCAAUUUAACACAUGGCCUGCAUACAGAGGAAGAGAGGUUUAUGCUUGAAUAUAUUGAUUGCUCAGAUAACGAGUCACGGUAUUUAACACAAUAGUCUGUAUACAACUCGUAUAUGGCGGAAAAUAUUUAAACACGUACAUUUCAAUUCCUGAAUAGAUAAGAUUUCCUUGUUAUUAUUGAGGGAAUGAUACAUGUAUUUUUAAAUGCUUAUAUUGAUUUAUAAUAAGACAGUCUCGUUUAACGGAAUCAUUUUGCAAAUCUUAUGAUCGUAAUAACGAUCUAAUUUGAUGAUCAAUAUAAACUGUCAUUGGGCCAAAUGCUGUCUGAUAUAUUUUAUACCAGUUCGUUGGCCGUUUUUGACACAUUGAUUCAUUGAUUAUACUCUUUACCUGAUCGACAUACAGGGCUCACGGUGGGUGUGACUGGUUGGCAGGGGAUGCUUACUCCUUAUAGUAAUUCCUUGGUUGGCGUUCAUCCCUCGCUGUGCUAGGGCAUGUGGCGCAAUUUUUGGACGCUUCCAAAGAUUAACUCAUUUAUAUAUAUAUUGUAUGCAUGUUACAUGUACUCUAUAACUUGUAUUUGUACUUUCGCUACAUGUAAUUUUCUAGUCUUUUUCAAAGGGGGAUCACUCUUUACCUGACACCUAUGGACAUGUUUCAGCAGGUAUUGUUUAUUCAAGUGAUCCCCCUUAAUGGUUUGUUAUACAUUUUACUUAACAAUUCACCUUAUGUUAUUCAAUAAAUGACAUACAUGUAUUUGACAAAACUGCA
Molecule: messenger RNA, 9542 nt
Organism: Ostrea edulis (European flat oyster)
Lineage: Eukaryota; Metazoa; Mollusca; Bivalvia; Ostreida; Ostreidae
Exons: 2
Coding region: 1-1428 (475 amino acids)
Source: RefSeq, a predicted model, not a curated record